AUGGCGUGGUUGAAAAUUGUUGCUGCAGGAACUGUAGCAUUAAGUGUUUAUUUCUUGCGCCGUUUUGUGGUCGGGAAGGCCUGUGCUAGUUGCCGAUCUCUGAAGGGAAAGACCGUCAUUAUUACGGGUGCCAACUGUGGCCUGGGUAAAGCUACAGCAUGUGAACUGGCAAAGCGAGAGGCAAGAGUCAUCUUAGCUUGUCGCGACAUAGCCAAAGGCCAGGCAGCUCUGAAUGAAAUCCGCCAGGAGACAAGCGCAGGAGAAUUGAUUGUAAAACGACUAGAUUUGGCUUCUUUAAGAUCUAUCCGCGAAUUCACGGCAGAAAUCCUUGUGGAAGAAGAUCGCGUGGACAUUUUGGUGAAUAACGCUGGUGUGUUCCAGUGCCCGUAUUCAAAAACGGAAGACGGGUUUGAACAGCAAAUGGGCGUGAACCAUUUUGGACAUUUUCUGUUAACAACUCGUCUUCUCAACAUGAUCAAAACGUCUGCACCAAGCCGAAUAGUUAUCGUGUCUUCUGUUCUUAUGAAAAACGGCCAAAUUGACUUCUCGGAUGUUAAUAAAGAAAAAUUCUACGACAAAAAGCAAGCUUACGCUGAUAGUAAAUUAGCCGAAGCUCUGUUUUGCCGGGAACUGGCACAUCGUUUGGAGAACUCUGGUGUGGGAGUGUUUUGCGUUAGUCCAGGCAUGGUCUUAACUUCUCUGGGCCGACACGUCACCUCUCCUCUUAUGUCCUUGAUUUUCUGGCCGUUGGCGAGACUGUUGUUGAAGACUCCUCACCAGGGAUGUCAGACGGUGUUACAUUGCUGUCUGUCUGAGGACCUGGACGAAAUGUCAGGGCUUUUCUUCAGAGAUUGCUCUCAGGUGCCUUGGUAUAAUGUAGUAGAUGAAGCCACUGCCAAGAAAUUAUGGGAGCUUUCAGAACAACUGACAGCAGCUAAAAGUGCCAAGCCCUAAAAAUGUCGUUAUUUUGAAAAAAAAAAAAAGGUAACAUCUCGAUCGUUUCACAGUUGUUUCAUGUGGGCCUAGCCUGCAUUUAAGUCGAAAAUUUGAAAUGUGAGUCCGACGGUGAAAUGAUGUAUUAAUUUGGUCUCAUUAGUGUUUAUUUAAAUUUAUAAUUUGCAGUGUCACGUAUAGUGCUGAUAUAUGAGCUAGUGAGAAGUAUAAUGAAAAGUAGCCUACUUGAAGAUACUAAUAUCUCAGGUAUAUGAUAACAGACGAAUGUCAUCUUCGAUUGUUGCAUAGUUCUUUAACCUCUACUUUUUAAAACUAA
Molecule: messenger RNA, 1270 nt
Organism: Liolophura sinensis
Lineage: Eukaryota; Metazoa; Mollusca; Polyplacophora; Chitonida; Chitonidae
Product: retinol dehydrogenase 14-like
Exons: 1
Coding region: 1-954 (317 amino acids)
Source: RefSeq, a predicted model, not a curated record